UGAAAAUUGAAAAAAAAAAAAAAACCAUUUAGUCGUCGCCGUCGUCUCCCUCUCUCGCCAGAUCGCCUCCUCCUUCCUCAUCGCAGAUCCACCGUCAUCGCCUAAUCUUUACAAAAUUGGCGUAGCUAUGGACCAUCUCCCCGUUGAAGUCAUCGGAAACAUCCUCUCACGCCUCCGCGGCGCGCGCGACGUCGUCAUAGCCUCCGCAACCUGCAGAAAAUGGCGCGAAGCUUACCGCAAGCAUCUCCACACGCUCUCAUUCAACUCCGCGGAUUCCCCGUUCUACCGUGACCUCUCAACAAACCGCCUCGAGAUCCUCAUAACUCAAACCAUCUUCCAAACCACCGGCCUCCAAGGCCUUUCCGUUAUGAUGGACGACGCAAACAAAUUCUCCGCCGCAACCGUCAUCGCGUGGCUGAUGUACACUAGAGACACCUUACGCUGGCUAUCUUAUAACGUCCGUACGACGCCGAACGUCAACGUUCUUGAUAUCUGCGGGAGGCAGAGGCUUGAAGCUUUGGUUCUGGCUCAUAAUUCGAUAACCGGUGUUGAACCGAGUUUCCAGAGGUUUCCUUGUUUGAAAUCUCUUUCGUUGAGUUACGUUAGUAUCUCGGCCUUGGAUUUGAAUCUUUUGCUUAGUGCGUGUCCCGUGGUUGAGUCUUUGGAGCUUGUGAGUCUUGAGAUUGCGAUGUCUGAUGCGCAAGUGACGAUUGAGUUGAGUAGUCCCACUUUGAAGAGUGUUUAUUUCGAUGGGAUUAGUUUGGAUAAGUUUAUAUUAGAGGCGGAUUGUAUUGAGUUUUUGCAUAUGAAAGACUGUGUUCUUGAGCUCUUUGAGCUUAUUGGAAACGGGACGUUGAAGCAUUUUAAGCUUGAUGAUGUGAGUGUUAUACAUCUUGAUAUCAUGGAGACUAGUGAUAGCCUUGAGGUUGUUGAUGUUAACCAUUUCACUAUGGUGUGGCCGAAGUUCUAUCAGAUGAUUUCGAGAUCGCAGAAUCUGAGGAAGCUUCGUUUAUGGGAUGUGGUGUUUGAUGAUGACGAUGAGAUCAUUGAUCUUGAAUCAAUUGCUGCUGGUUUCACGCAGUUGACUCAUCUUUCGUUGAGCUACGACUUGAAAGAUGGAGCUGCUCAUUAUAGUUUGCAAGGGAACACUUUGUUGGAGAAUGUGACUGUGUUGGAGCUUGGAUGGACUGUGAUCAACGAUGUUUUCUCGAUAUGGGUCGAGGAGUUGCUGAGAAGAUGUCCGAAUCUGAAGAAGCUGAUUAUUUAUGGGGUUGUUUCAGAGACGAAAACGCAGGGUGAUUGUCAAAUUCUGGCGACGUUCACGUGGUCUAUUGUUCAACUCAUGAGGAAAUACAUUCAUGUCGAGGUACAAUUCGAGUAUGAGUAAUCGGUUCCUUCUUCUCGACGCUGUUGAAUACAAGUUGAAGUUUUGUAAAGAUUCAGUUUUGAAUUUUUCUUCAACUCAGUUCUCAGGUUACUUUAAAAUGCAUUUUUCGUUCCCUCUGUUCCUUUUAUGUUUCACAUUUUUGGCUCUGCAGACCGGAAUUAAACCGGACUGAUAAAUGCAUUCUGUUAUACGAGAAUCGGAAAUUUGUUGGUUACCUGAACCGAACAGGUUCUUAGAUGGAACUUAUGUUUUGGAAAUAGAAAACAUUUUUUCA
Molecule: messenger RNA, 1661 nt
Organism: Eruca vesicaria subsp. sativa (arugula)
Lineage: Eukaryota; Viridiplantae; Streptophyta; Magnoliopsida; Brassicales; Brassicaceae
Source: the annotation of a GenBank genome assembly